Messenger RNA from Ipomoea triloba (trilobed morning glory), 1109 nucleotides. RefSeq lists its product as uncharacterized. Gene Ontology annotation, cellular component: mitochondrial membrane. Lineage: Eukaryota; Viridiplantae; Streptophyta; Magnoliopsida; Solanales; Convolvulaceae. Gene Ontology annotation, biological process: mitochondrial proton-transporting ATP synthase complex assembly. The coding region runs from base 70 to 795 and encodes 241 amino acids. The transcript is spliced from 2 exons. The record is from RefSeq and is a predicted model, not a curated record.
AAACCCUACGAGUCUGGGACGAGGGCUUACCAAAAUUGAGUAUCGGAAUCCAAAAUCCUCUCGGGAAAAAUGGCAGGAGCUGCAGCGCUCUUUCGUUUGGCUCGAUCCCAGGCUACUCGUCUCAAUUCCACCAAUUUCCGAUCAGGUUUUCAUCUGGGUAGUUCUGGGACCUUUCCUUAUACGCAUGCUAAAACGGAUAGCAAUUAUGCACGGCAGCUUGCUACUGUCCAGAAGAGAUGGUUAUCUAAAUCCAUCGCAGCAGAAGAGGAUAACAAGAUUAGCAUUGGACCUCGUAAAGGAAAUGAUGUGGGAAACGAUGAAAAAGACACAGGUGUCAUCUAUUACGGUCCAAUCUCAAAUACCAUCAAGAAAGUGAAGCUUCUCUCCUUGUCGACCUGCUGCCUCUCUGUAUCCUUAGGCCCGGUGAUAACCUUCAUGACAUCUCCCGACAUGAAUGUGAUCCUGAAGGGAGCGGUGGCAUCAACAGUCAUAUUCUUGAGCGCUACUACUACUGGAGCCCUUCACUGGUUCGUGAGCCCCUACAUUCACAAACUCAGAUGGCAGCCUGGCUCGGACAGUUUUGAGGUGGAGAUGAUGUCAUGGCUGGCAACAUAUAUUCCAAAAACUAUCAAAUUUGCAGAUAUCAAGCCACCGGAGACAAAUAGACCAUUCGUGACAUUCAAGGCCAACGGGAACUUUUAUUUUGUCGACACGGAGCAUUGUCAUAACAAGGCAUUGUUAGCAAAGUUAACCCCAAAUAAACCAUCUCACGAUUCAGCCUUCAAGAACUUGUAGUGAGCAUCUCUACCCUUGAGGCUUCCCAGUACUUCGGAGAUUUUGUUGAUAAAGGUACUAAUGAGACAUUUCAUAAAAAUAUUGGCAUAAAAUGACUGCAUUCUCUUUCUUUUGGCUCAAGAUUGUACCAGAAACAGUGGCAAGAGCCAAUUUGUUUGCAGUUUUUACUGUGUUAGAGCUGAUUUUCAUAUAUUCCUAGGCAUAGAUCAUCUCCCUGGAGUGGAUAUUUCAUAUUUGCUAUUGAACUGAUUCAUGGUUAAGCAUUGUUUUGGCCUACAUUGUUAUCAUAUUUAAGUCAGCCCUUUUUUCUUUUA